Molecule: messenger RNA, 2290 nt
Organism: Drosophila kikkawai
Lineage: Eukaryota; Metazoa; Arthropoda; Insecta; Diptera; Drosophilidae
Gene: Scamp
Product: secretory carrier membrane protein
Biological process (GO): protein transport
Cellular component (GO): recycling endosome membrane; trans-Golgi network membrane
Source: RefSeq, a predicted model, not a curated record
UAUUUCUAAACAUGAAGCAACGGUCACACUGAUACACACACAGGUGACACAGCUUUUUGCAGGGGAAAAUAUACAUAAAAGUUGAGUGCGAGUCCCAAGCGUUUACCUGGUCACAGCCCCAACACAACAGUAGACACCAUGUCCGGCUCCGGUCUCGACGAGAAUCCCUUUGGGGAGCCCAAUCUGGACAAUCCGUUUGCGGACCCCGCCAUCCAGCAGGCAAGACGUUUGCAAAGCGGCGCCCUCGUCUCCCUCGAGGAUUACAACCCAUUUGAGGAGCAAGCAAAGCCGCAGCUGCAGAUCAACUCAACGAACACGGCGGCGGUGGUGCAGCCGCUAUCGCAGAAUGUACCGCCCCCGCAGACCAGUUCGCUGGGCGCCUCGGCGCCGAGCACCAGCAUACAGAUCACCUCGGAGGAGCUGCAGCGCCGCCAAGAGGAGCUGGACCGCAAGGCAGCCGAGCUGGACCGUCGCGAGCAGCAGCUGCAGGGCAAUGUGUCGCAGCUGAACAACUGGCCCCCGCUGCCGGAUAACUUCUGUGUGAAGCCGUGCUUUUACCAGGACUUUGAGGUGGAGAUACCGCCCGAGUUCCAGAAAUUGGUCAAGCGAUUGUACUACAUUUGGAUCUUUUACACCAUGACGUUGUUGGCCAACGUGAUCGGCGGUCUCAUUUUGCUUUUCCAUGCCGGCCAAUUUGAGACCUUCUUCCUGGCCAUUUUCUACACGCUGCUCUUCUCGCCCGCCUCCUAUGUCUGCUGGUUCCGACCGGCGUACAAGGCCUUCCGCAACGAUUCGAGCUUCAACUUCAUGGUCUUCUUCUUCAUUUACUUCUUUCAAACCCUCUACUCAAUCGUCCAGGCAGUGGGCUUCGAAAAGAUGGGCUACUGCGGCUUCAUCACCUCCAUUGCCCAGUUCGAUGGCCAGGCAUCGGGCAUUAUAGUUGGCAUAUUGCUGCUAAACAUCUCCUUUGCCUUUGCGGCGGUGGCCGUGGCCAAUGUGCUGAUGAUCACCAAGAUCCAUACGAUCUAUCGCAGUACUGGGGCCAGCAUGGCCAAGGCACAGGCUGAGUUUACCACAGAGUUUCUAAGGAAUCAGCAUGUCCAGGAGGCGGCAUCCUCGGCGGUUAAUACGGCCAUUAAUUCGCAGUUUAACAACAGCAGCAGAUACUAAAGGAGACGUGACUGUGCAAAUUAAGUGGGAAAUUAAAUCAAUCAAUCAAUCAUGAUGAGAACUCAAGCGAGAAAGAGAGAGAGAGAAAGAGCGAAAAAGAGAGAUGGAGAGAAUCCCCUUUGAUUCGGUGAAUUAGAAAGCAAAUAAAAACAAAAAAAGAAACACGAGCGCAUUGAACUAAUAACUAUUUGCUUUUGUGCAUCAACAAUUCCUAGAAUGCCGUCGUCUUUAUUACAAUUAUAAUUAACUGUAAUGAUAACACAUACACACACACGCAAUGCAUUAACAAUAUUUAUAUAUACAAAAAAACAAAAACAAAAAACAAAGCGAAAAUGAACUUGAAACUUGGGCUAAAAGUGAAAAAAAAGAAGAAAAGAUUAGAAGCAAAAGAGACAGCAUAAGCAAAGGCAAAGAGUAUUAAUUCGUUUGCAAAAAAUAACACCGGAAACGGAUAUGAAAGUGGAAGCGGAAACAGAAACGGAGACCAGGCUGCAAGCUGCUGCUUCGGAUAAUGAUGAUGUUUUCUAGUUAUUUAAGUCAUUGAAACGAUAAUAGGCAUACCUCCCAACUUCCCCACACAAACACACUCACACAAACACCACAUGCAUACACAAAUACAUAUAUAUAUAUAUAUAUAUAAACGAUCUUAUAUAUAUAUAUAUAAAGAUAAACAAAAUAAUAUAUAUAUUUAAAGCUUGCAUUAUACAAAAAACUAUCUCUUGGAAAGCAUCAAAUUCUGAAAUUCAUUUUUCAUUCAAGCUUCCCCCCCUUUUACAUCCUCUGUUCAUCAUGUCGUCGUGUAUUUUUGUAAUCGUAAUUGUUAUAUAAUUAUCUAUGUAUAUGAGAAGACAGCAUAUAUAAAAAAUAUAUAUAUAUAUAUAUUAUUGACACAUUUAAUUUUUAGAUAAAACCGUUCCCGAUUCUGUUUUCUUCGCUUGCAAAAUCAAAGUUAUGUUUAUAAAUAUAUAUAUAUAUAUAUUAUGACCUACUUAAAACUUAUAUUAAAUUUAUGCGAUGAGAGGAACGAACUAUCGAUGUGUAUUUGGAAUUCAAGCAAAAUGAAAAUUUAUGAUAAAUUAAAAAAUAAAUAUACAAAAUACUUAUAGAUGUAAACACACAA